This is a messenger RNA of Rotaria sp. Silwood2, 342 nucleotides long. The record is from the annotation of a GenBank genome assembly. NCBI's taxonomy places the organism in Eukaryota, Metazoa, Rotifera, Eurotatoria, Philodinida, Philodinidae.
AUGCCGGCUUUAACAGUACAAACAAAUGUAGCUGACAAUGAAAUAACAAAUGAUUUUCUUAAACAACUUAGUGCAAAAGUAGCACAAGCGCUUGGCAAACCUGAAGGAUAUGUUACUGUUCAUGUUUCAGCAGGUCAAAAAUUAUUCUUUUCCGGUACAAGUGAUCCAGCUGCCCUUAUGGAACUUACUUCAAUCGGAUUACCAACGAAUCAAACAGCCAAAAUUAGUAAAGAAAUUAUGGGUCUCUUUGAAGAAAAACUUAAUAUUAAAGCAGAUCGAAUGUAUAUAAAAUUUACAAACAUUGCUGGCAAUAUGAUGGGUUGGAAUAAAGGAACAUUCUAA